AACCCGCGUCCGUGCGUAUAAUAGCGAGCAUCCAUCCAUCUCCACCGCCUACCCCCGUACCCUGUUCCCCAUCUCGGCUGACGGCUCCUGCGCCUCUCCCGCACGGAACUUAAAGCAUCUCCGGCGCCGCGCUCACCGGAGGGAGAAACCCGCGCCCCGGCCCGAUCCGAUGGCCAACAGCAACCUCCCGCGACGAAUCAUCAAGGAGACGCAGAGACUUCUCAGCGAGCCAGCGCCGGGUAUCAGUGCGUCGCCCUCGGAGGAAAACAUGCGCUACUUCAACGUCAUGAUCCUUGGGCCGGCGCAGUCGCCCUACGAAGGUGGAGUUUUUAAGCUGGAACUCUUCUUGCCUGAGGAAUAUCCGAUGGCUGCACCAAAGGUUAGGUUCCUGACCAAAAUAUACCAUCCCAACAUUGACAAGCUUGGUAGGAUAUGCCUUGACAUUCUGAAGGACAAAUGGAGUCCGGCUCUUCAGAUCCGAACAGUUCUUCUAAGUAUCCAGGCACUCCUAAGUGCACCAAAUCCAGAUGACCCUCUCUCUGAUAACAUUGCGAAGCACUGGAAAUCCAAUGAGGCAGAAGCUGUUGAAACAGCAAAGGAGUGGACUCGUCUGUAUGCGAGUGGCGCAUGAACCCAACACUGCUCUUGAUGUAAUAACUCAUCAUACUUUAGCUGGUAAUGAAGUGCCAUUCGCUUGAUAAGAACAUACAGGAGAUAUUUGCAAUGAAAAGAUCUUAAUGACUACCACUAUUUGGUUGUACACCUGUGGUUGGUUCCCUUUACCCUGGGGCACCUUUGACUAAUCAGUAUCUGUGGUAGAACUUCCUGCUACUCCAGUAUAUUAAUUACUCUAUGUAGGGGAACUUAACAAGUGUGCUCUUGAAAUUGAAGCUGGUUUGUUUGGCUGUUGA
Molecule: messenger RNA, 911 nt
Organism: Brachypodium distachyon (stiff brome)
Lineage: Eukaryota; Viridiplantae; Streptophyta; Magnoliopsida; Poales; Poaceae
Product: ubiquitin-conjugating enzyme E2 36
Exons: 8
Coding region: 170-631 (153 amino acids)
Biological process (GO): DNA damage tolerance; protein K63-linked ubiquitination
Cellular component (GO): nucleus
Molecular function (GO): ubiquitin conjugating enzyme activity
Source: RefSeq, a predicted model, not a curated record